UAACUGAUCUGGUUGUCAACUUUGAGCUUAAUCUUUAAUUAUUUGGCCUACCAGUUUUACACCUCAACCUACCGGAAUAAGUAUUUUUAAAAUGGAGUUUUCUGUAGGCCAGAAGGUCAGAUGUCUUUCACGAGCUAUCUAGAAAUCCCAUAUGGUUUGUAAACCCGACACAUAGGAAGUGCUGAAAGCUGUCGACGGCUAAACAUGUGACACACUGACCCUCUGUCAUGUUGUUUAACAUAUGAUGAAGGCUGGGGUUUGGGAUCCUCUGAAAUCGUUUGAUUCAUAGCCUUCCACAGCAAGACAAAAUGGAGGAUCAUUUAAAAAGAGCUCCAUAUAAAAACAGAGCUCCAUAUAAAAACCAGUCGUCACCAGAGGACUGGUUCAAGAGAAGGCAGAGAUCAGUAGACAAUCAGCAUGACACAACACCAAGGACACACAUCAACAACAGCAGCUCUCACAGCAACAAGAGCGCUAGUCCCCAAACCCACCGUGAUCUCAACGAUGGUUCAAACAAGCAAACUGUAAAGAUACUGAAGGACAACAGAGCUGAGCCUUCCCCUCAGGACAAAAGAAUCAGCAGGAGAUCAACCGACAGAGGUUACAGAGGGACCAAACCUUCCCCAAACCCCGCAGAGAGAGCCAAAUUAGCCAUUUCAUGUAGUAGCACAUUUGAAAUGAAACUUGCUGAUUUCCCUGAAUUAGGUGACAUCCCACCGAGCAACCCUACAGUAGCGUCGCUGCACCAGGAAGCAUGGGUCUGUGCUGGUGCAGUCACGCCAGCGGAGCGUCAGAGUUCACCAGCACCCAUCUGUAAGAAUGUACCAAAGCGAAGAACCAAGUCAGCACAGCAAGUCCCACCCAGUGGAAAGUGUGACAUGUCAACAGCUGUCACAGCAGAUCAGGACAGUCUAGUUUGGACAGUCAAUCCCACUGGAUCUUCUGCUCAGUCCUGGGCAAACGUUGCUUCUCAGCCUCCCAGAGUCAUCCAGAAAAGCCUCAAAGCCAGCACACUGUCUGAGGAGGAUUUAACUACACAGCCAGUAGAACAGAAAACAGAAAAGAAGAAGAGGAAGAAAAAGAAGAAAUCUAAAACAGCAUCUGAAAACACAGAUGAGACCUUAGAGGAACAUCAGAUACAGCAGGAGCCUCCAAAGUUUGAGGAUGAAGAAGAGUUUCCAGACCUGUCACUUGCAUUUGAACUGAAAGGACAUUCAGUAGCACAAAAAGAGGGAUUGUCCUUACACAAAGGCACUACACCCACUUCUGCGUCCAGUGACCCUAAGAAAACACAGCAGGCUAGUCAGAAGAAGUCAAAAGUUCCUGUAAAGCUUGACCUUGGAAACAUGCUGGCCGUUCUUGAGGAGAAGCAUCAGUCUCAGAAGUCUAAACAAGACCAGCGACCACUAACACUUUCAGUUGGAGGAGCUCUCCCUGUAGUCCACAAAGAACCUACCGUUCAGAAAAAGUCAAGGCAGCAAGAGAAUACACCACACAACCCGCUGGACUCCACCUGUCCUUUAGUGAAGAAGGGAAAACAGCGAGAAGUUCCCAAGGCCAAAAAACCAACACCACUCAAAAGAGUCAUUCUUCGGGAGAGAGAGGAAAGGAAACAGAACCGCCUGCUGGAGGAGAGAGACCCGGCCCGAGAGGAAGCCGAGGCCGGAGAAAAGGAAACUAGUAAUAGUGAGAAUCCUUCUGAAACCAGCAUCGCUGACCAUGACCAAGAUCUUCACACAGAUAUAGAUGACAACCCUGAACUCGUUGGUACGGAGGAGUCCGAGAGAGGCAAGCCUGGUUCACCGACUCAUCACAAGUUGGAGGAAAGCAUUUCAGAAAAUGGAACACUAAAAUCCUGGAAUCCUAAUUCCAAUCCCAGUCUUCCUAAAAUCCACAGCAGGAAGUUCAGAGACUACUGCAACCAAGUGCUUAGGAAAGAUGUAGAUGAAUGUGUAAGCAGCUUACUGAAGGAGCUGGUGAGGUUUCAGGAUCGUCUUUAUCAGAAAGACCCCAUGAAGGCCAGGAUGAAGCGCAGGCUGGUCAUGGGCCUACGAGAGGUGCUGAAACACCUCAAACUCAGGAAGGUCAAGUGCGUAAUCAUCUCGCCCAACUGUGAACGCAUUCAGUCCAAAGGCGGUCUAGACGAGGCUCUCCACACGAUCAUCGACACAUGCCGGGAUCAGGGCGUCCCGUUUGUGUUUGCCUUGUCAAGGAAGGCGCUGGGCCGCUGUGUUAAUAAAGCUGUGCCUGUUAGCUUGGUGGGCAUCUUUAACUAUGAUGGGGCACAGGACCACUAUCACAAAAUGAUUGAGUUAUCGGCUGAGGCCAGGAAGGCCUAUGAGGUGAUGAUUGCAAAUCUGGAAGCUGUAUCACAGGAAGAGCAGGAGGAGCAGGAGGAGGUGGAGCCGUCAGGAGAACCUUCUGGAACUGAAGAGCCCGAGUACAUGAAAAUCUGGAAGAAAAUGCUCGAGAAAGAUUACAACCACCCUUUCCUAAAUUUUGAGGAGCGGUUUUCAUCCAUUUCUAUUAGUUCAGAGCAGCUGCUGGAUGACCAUGAAGGAAGUUGAUGGAAGUACAUCGACGAAUGAGACAAAAUGGCCGUUUUUGUUUGUUUUGUUUUGCAGAGCCGAGGUCACGCUUUUCUCUGACACGGAAACAGAUCACUACAGAGUUUCCGACCCCGCGUGAGCCUUUAGCACCCUCUGAAAAAUGUCAGGAAUAGCUUGAAGUACCAAAUGUGCCUGUCUAAAGGAUUUUAUGAAAUAAUGUAAAUGUAUAUUCCUGUGACCUGGAAUGGUGUAUUAAAUCAAGAGGCAAUAGAGCUGAAAACAGAGAACUGCCCUUCAUUAAAAAUAUUUUCUUAUAGAUACCACAUACUUCUAGUUUGAUGUUUCUGCAGUCUGAAUGGUGAAUAUUUUUGCAAAUCGCUAUUAUCCCUCUAUUUCUAUUAAAAUGAGUGUAAUAGUUUGAUAAAAUUACAGAUACAAUCUGAACCAUUAAAUGUAUGUACAUGUUUACAUUUGUAAAUCAAAUGUAUUUUUCUUCUCCAGUUGGAUGCAGGAUUUUACUGAUCAUGACCACUGUGUUUGCAGCCCACGUGUCGUCUUUAUCGGCAGGGUGCCGUUGAUUCUGAAGACGCAGAAAGUGAAUGAUUGUUAUGACCAAGAUCUGUUUGUGGGAAUACCUCUCCUUCCUAGAACUUAUUAAACAUCACUUACCUAAAUCCUAGACCUCACUUUUAAUUUAUAAUUCUCCUCUGGCUGUUCCUCAACACUAGUUGAACCAUUAAUACUGAGUGCUGGAGGUGGUUCUCCUUUAAGUUCUCAGUGUUAGUUUAGCUCUAUGCCUUUAUGCUGUUGACUGCAGAUAAUAGGAAAUGUGUGUGUUAUGCACUUGUGUAGUACUCAGUGGUCUAUGGCAUAUAUAUGUAGCAUAGAGCUAACAAUUCAAAACUUCACUCAGCAGUAACAAAUCAUGUUCACAUAUAAACCUUUUUACCUGCUUCUAUGUAUUUUCAGAAUGUUGACUUGGGGACCAAAAACUACUUUGUGAUUGUGAAGGUUUUAGAAUUGUCUCUAGUAUUUGCAAUAAAUCCAUUGCAAUAAAUAAACUUGUGUCAAAAAUGUCUGUUUUUGAAAGACCAUUAUAAAUGAAUAGAAAUCAGUAAUGAAUCUGUUGUGCUUAAAGGGAUAGUUCACCAAUUCCGUCAUCAUUUACUGACCCUCCAGUUCUUUCACCUGCUAAACACAAAACAAGAUAUUUUGAAUAAUGUUGGUACCCUAAUAGUUUCUGGUCCUUGUUGACUUCCAUUUUAUUAAAGAAAAAAUCCACACUGUGGAAGUCAAUGUGGACCAGCAACUGUUUGGUUACCAGCAUUCUUCAGAAAUUAUGUUAAACAGAAGAAAGAAACUCACACAGGUUUGAAACAACUUGAGGGUGAGUAAAUAACAUUUUUAAUUAGAUUUUUUUUUUUUAUUUCUUUACAAGGAUAAUUCACUUAAAAAUUAAACUUGUGCCCUCAGGUUUCCACUAUCAUGUCGUUCCAAGCCCAUGAGACUUUUGUUCAUCUUCAAAACCUGAGAAUGUUGUUCCUCUGAAAGUCACCCAAACGUGUAACAAUACAAAAAGUCCAUGAAGAGAUUGUAGAAGAAAUCCUAUGAGUGGUUUAAUCCAAGUCUCCUAAAAAGACACUAUCACUUUACUUACUGAACAGAUUUAGCUUUUGUUCAUGUAUUAACAACACAAUCAAGACACAAAUACAGUAAACCGCCUGAUCAAUAUGGAUUACUUUUAUGAACUUUUUGAACCAUCAAAGUUUUGUUGAAAUGGACUUUAAUGGACAGAAAUUGCAGAAUUGAUGACAGAAUUGUCUUUUUUUUUUUUUGAUGAACUGUCCCUUUAAAUGUAAUUAUCAGGUAAAGCAUUCCAUCACAUCUAACCUCACCCCAAAAACUGGAAAAAUACUUAUAGGCUAUUUGAGAAUGUGAAAAUCAUGUUAACUGAUCUGGAAUAAAACCACCACUUCUUUGCUGAACCAGUUUUUUGAAAAUGCUGCUUUUAUCCAUCUAUGUUAAACGUCUUUGUUAUAUAACUUUUUAUUUUACCUUAAGACAACUUAUUGAAA
Molecule: messenger RNA, 4624 nt
Organism: Carassius carassius (crucian carp)
Lineage: Eukaryota; Metazoa; Chordata; Actinopteri; Cypriniformes; Cyprinidae
Product: selenocysteine insertion sequence-binding protein 2-like
Exons: 19
Coding region: 309-2567 (752 amino acids)
Biological process (GO): selenocysteine incorporation
Cellular component (GO): ribonucleoprotein complex
Molecular function (GO): mRNA 3'-UTR binding; ribonucleoprotein complex binding; selenocysteine insertion sequence binding
Source: RefSeq, a predicted model, not a curated record